Messenger RNA from Manihot esculenta (cassava), 2501 nucleotides. Its product is annotated as transmembrane 9 superfamily member 8. Lineage: Eukaryota; Viridiplantae; Streptophyta; Magnoliopsida; Malpighiales; Euphorbiaceae. The coding region runs from base 180 to 2099 and encodes 639 amino acids. Gene Ontology annotation, cellular component: membrane. Gene Ontology annotation, biological process: protein localization to membrane. The record is from RefSeq and is a predicted model, not a curated record. The transcript is spliced from 7 exons.
GAGUGGCGCUUUCUUCGUGCCACUAUAAAGAAAACAAAAGCCCAACGACGCACCCACCAUUACCAGUUUUCUAGAGAGAGAAAGCGCACUGGUCUUAGAAAGGGAGAGACAGAGAGAGAGGGUGUGAAGAACUAGAAGACCGAAUUUUGGUGGAUCUAGAUCCUGCGCUGUGUGCUGCUAUGGCGGGAGGGUCUCUCGCAUUCAAAUUAUGGAUCUGCGUCUGUGCUUUGCUCUUUGUCCAUUCUCAUUGCUUCUAUCUCCCUGGUGUCGCCCCUGAAGAUUUCCUUGUGGGGGAUGAAUUGAAGGUGAAAGUAAACAAACUGGCUUCUACAAAAACACAGCUUCCUUACUCAUACUAUUCCCUUCCUUAUUGUCGUCCAAAGAAGAUAGUUGAUAAUGCAGAAAAUCUGGGGGAAGUUCUUCGUGGUGAUCGCAUUGAAAACUCUCCUUAUGUGUUCAAAAUGAGAGAACCACAAAUGUGCAAAAUCUUAUGCCAUAUUACACUUGAUGCAAAAACUGCAAAGGAAUUCAAGGAAAAGAUAGAUGAUGAAUAUCGGGUGAACAUGAUCUUGGACAAUCUUCUACUGGUUUUCCCAAUUCCAAGGCCUGAUCAGGAAAAUUCCUUUGUGUAUCAACAUGGUUUUCAUGUUGGUCUCAGAGGACAGUAUGCCGGAAGCAAAGAGCAAAAACAUUUUAUUCACAAUCACUUGGCAUUUACUGUCAAAUUCCACAAAGAUGCUCAGACAGAUUCUGCCAGGAUAGUUGGAUUUGAAGUAAAACCAUUCAGUGUUAAGCAUGAGUUUGAAGGUGAGUGGAAGAAUGAGAAGACCCGUUUAACAACCUGUGAUCCCCAUGCAAAACGAUUAGUCACCAACUCAGAAACUCCUCAAGAGGUUGAGGAUAAGAAGGAGAUAAUCUUUACAUAUGAUGUUGAGUUCCAGGAAAGUGAUGUUAAGUGGGCAUAUCGGUGGGAUUCCUAUCUUCUGAUGUCUGAUGAUCAGAUCCACUGGUUUUCUAUUGUCAACUCAUUGAUGAUUGUUCUUUUCCUUUCUGGGAUGGUGGCUAUGAUCAUGUUGAGGACAUUGUAUCGGGAUAUCUCCAAGUACAACCAACUGGAGACCCAAGAAGAAGCCCAAGAAGAGACUGGGUGGAAAUUAGUGCAUGGGGAUGUUUUCAGGCCUCCAUCUAAUUCAGAUUUACUCUGUGUCUAUGUUGGAACAGGGGUUCAGUUUUUUGGGAUGAUUCUAGUUACCAUGAUAUUUGCUGCACUAGGAUUCCUUUCUCCUUCAAACCGAGGUGGACUGAUGACAGCCAUGCUUCUCCUCUGGGUAUUUAUGGGCCUGUUUGCUGGACACACUUCAGCUCGUCUCUAUAAGAUGUUCAAGGGGACAGAAUGGAAGAAAAUCACUCUCAAAACAGCCUGUAUGUUUCCUGCAGUUGUCUUUGUCAUUUUCUUCAUAUUGAAUGGUUUAAUAUGGGGUGAGAAAUCCUCUGGGGCAGUGCCAUUCGGAACCAUGUUUAUACUGGUCUUUCUAUGGUUUGGUAUCUCAGUCCCACUUGUCUUUGUUGGUAGCUAUAUCGGUUUCAAGAAGCCAGCAAUUGAGGAUCCUGUGAAAACUAACAAGAUACCAAGGCAGAUCCCAGAACAGGCCUGGUACAUGAACCCAGCCUUCUCUAUCCUUAUUGGAGGCAUUCUCCCAUUUGGUGCUGUGUUUAUUGAGCUCUUCUUCAUCCUUACCUCGAUAUGGUUGCAUCAAUUUUAUUACAUAUUUGGUUUCUUAUUCAUUGUCUUCAUCAUCCUCAUCAUCACCUGUGCCGAGAUCACGAUUGUGCUUUGCUACUUCCAGCUAUGCAGUGAGGACUACCUCUGGUGGUGGAGGUCAUACUUGACUUCAGGUUCCUCUGCGCUUUAUCUGUUCCUUUACGCCACUUUCUAUUUCUUCACAAAGCUUGAAAUUACAAAGCCAGUGUCUGGGGUGCUGUACUUUGGGUACAUGCUGAUCGUUUCGUACGCUUUCUUUGUGCUGACUGGUACAAUCGGUUUCUAUGCCUGCUUCUGGUUUACCAGGCUCAUCUACUCAUCAGUGAAAAUUGAUUAAUCCAUGGAUCAUUGCUUCUUUCUGAAUGGAAUGACCAAUUUGUUUCCACAUGAUAGCGUGCAUUAUUUGGACAGGUUCGGAGAUGUUGGAUAUUGGUACCUCAAGAAUUACCAUUCGGGUUCAGUUUUGAAUUGUUAUAUCAUAGGAAUUUCUUUUAGCUUUUUGAUACAGGUUUUAGUUCUUGCUACGGUUUACUUUCUGUCAUGUUCUCUGUUUGGUAUUAUGACACUGAGGGAAUUGUUGAGCAAUCACCUUGUCCCUCCCUGUUAUAGAAAAGAAAAACAAUUCUUGUAUUAUUGAUGCUAGUUUAUGUUCAUUUCUAUUUGGAGGUUCCAAAAUAUUGGGAACCAAAUAACAUGUACUUCUUUUGUAUAAAGAAAAUGUAAGGCCAUAUUCUGUUUA